This is a messenger RNA of Conger conger (European conger), 808 nucleotides long. RefSeq lists its product as uncharacterized. Bases 74 to 808 code for a protein of 244 amino acids. The record is from RefSeq and is a predicted model, not a curated record. NCBI's taxonomy places the organism in Eukaryota, Metazoa, Chordata, Actinopteri, Anguilliformes, Congridae. The transcript is spliced from 5 exons.
GAGUGGAAAUAUGUGUUGAAGAAGGAAGUGGCGGGUAAAACCCACUGAAGACGCCACACAGUUUCAUUGCAGAAUGGAACGUCUUCUCCUCAUUGUUGCUCUGUUUCUCUCCACCGCCCCAGUUUCCAGAGCUGAAGAGGAUUUGUUUGUGCUUAAGGGAGACUCUGUUCGUCUGGAUGUGGAGAGACAUGAAGAACUACAGUUUGGCAGCAUAUCAUGGAGUGUUAAUGUCAAUACAAGGAUAGUGAAUUACAAUCGGAAACGUCAAUUUAUAGACAAAUAUGAAAACGGUAUUAUGUCAGAAUUUGAUGAGACAAGCCUCUCUCUGCUACUGAAGAAUGUGCAGCAGAAUUACAGUGGGAUCUACAGAGCAACGAUAACAGAUGGUGGAGGACAGGAGAAAGCUGUUGCUACCUACAGGCUCACAGUUCAAGAGGCCCCGCCCAUACCCCAGGUGAGCGUGGCGUUACUCUCCUCUGAUGGAGGGGUCUGUAAGGUGUUGGUGAACUGCUCUGCUGAAGACACCAUGGUCAGCUACACCUGUGACCACGCCCACUGCACACAGGUAGAGAAUACAACCUUGCCGACAGGACUCAACCUCAUCGUCGCGGCAACCAACGGGAACAUCCACUGCAACAGCAGUAACCGGGUCGCCGCAAAGACGCAAUCAAAUUCCACAAAGGACAUCUGUCCACCGGAAGUACCAGGAUCAGCCAAACUCAUCAUCAUCAUCAGCACCACUGGCAUCACGAUCAUUGUCAUCAUCAUCGUCAUCGUCAGCGUCAUUUUUCCCACCACGCUGUACUGA